Messenger RNA from Amyelois transitella, 750 nucleotides. RefSeq names its product inhibin beta chain (gene Actbeta). The coding region runs from base 1 to 750 and encodes 249 amino acids. Gene Ontology annotation, biological process: SMAD protein signal transduction. The transcript is spliced from 2 exons. Gene Ontology annotation, cellular component: extracellular region. The record is from RefSeq and is a predicted model, not a curated record. Lineage: Eukaryota; Metazoa; Arthropoda; Insecta; Lepidoptera; Pyralidae. Gene Ontology annotation, molecular function: growth factor activity; cytokine activity.
AUGGGCGCUUUGAUCGUGGACCGCUCGGGUGCUACAUUGAAUGGACAACGACUGAUCGAGUUCCGGCUCGGUCCAGAGACCGACUCGGAGCAGGGAGAAGGGCUGGCGGUGGAGUCCGCCGAGCUCUUGGUGCGCGCGGAGACGAUGCCGCGCAGGCGCCGGCUACGCUACACGCUAUGGGCGUUCACCGUGAAUGGCAACGCCAGCGUCGGGGAGCUUGCGGGCGCCUGCAAGCGGGAUCCGUCCCGCAUCUGGCAGCGCAUGGACGUGACGGCCGCGGUGCGGCGGUGGACGCGGAGCGAGCGCACGCGCGGCCCGCUACGGCUGCUGCUGGACUGCAGCGGCUGCAUGGGCCGCGUGCGGCUGCGGCUGGGCGGCGGGCAGGCGGCGCGCCCGCUCCUCCGGCUGCGGCUGCAACCGCCUCCCCCGCGCCGCCGCCGCGCGCUCGUCUGCGACGCCGCCAACCACGGCCGCUGCUGCCGCCAGACAUACUACGUGAGCUUCCGCGCGCUGGGUUGGGACGACUGGAUCGUCGCGCCGGAGGGCUACUACGCCAACUACUGUCGCGGCGCGUGUUCGCCUUUCCUCAACUACCACUCGCAGGUGGUGGAGGCGGCACGGCUAGAACGCGCCGCGUGCUGCGCGCCUGUGCGCUUCUCUGCGCUGUCGCUCAUCUACUUCGGCGCCGACUCGAACAUCAUCAAGCGCGACCUGCCGGAGAUGGUGGUCGAGGAAUGCGAUUGCCCGUAG